Molecule: messenger RNA, 278 nt
Organism: Diceros bicornis minor
Lineage: Eukaryota; Metazoa; Chordata; Mammalia; Perissodactyla; Rhinocerotidae
Product: keratin, type II cytoskeletal 80-like
Exons: 1
Coding region: 18-278 (86 amino acids)
Biological process (GO): intermediate filament organization; keratinization
Cellular component (GO): keratin filament
Molecular function (GO): structural constituent of skin epidermis
Source: RefSeq, a predicted model, not a curated record
AGGGAUGGGGGCCAAGGAUGUCCUUCUGUCUGUGGUCUUCCCUUUGCCCCCAGCCCUGCGAACUAGAGAGGGCCAAGGAGCCGCCAGCUCUGCAGGAGGAGGCUGCCUCAGGCAGUGCCAAGGGCAAGCUGGCCUGGCUGGAGGCAGCCCUGCAGCAGGCCAAGCAGGACAUGGCGCAGCAGCUGCGCGAGUACCAGGAGCUCAUGAUCGUCAAACUGGGCCUGGACUUUGAGAUCGCCACCUACCGCAAGCUGCUGGAGGGCGAGGAGAGCAGGUGA